Sycon ciliatum is the source of this 4847-nucleotide messenger RNA. RefSeq lists its product as uncharacterized. The coding region runs from base 676 to 3906 and encodes 1076 amino acids. Gene Ontology annotation, molecular function: ATP binding; protein kinase activity; integrin binding. Gene Ontology annotation, biological process: protein phosphorylation; cell-cell adhesion. Gene Ontology annotation, cellular component: plasma membrane; cytoskeleton; focal adhesion. The record is from RefSeq and is a predicted model, not a curated record. Lineage: Eukaryota; Metazoa; Porifera; Calcarea; Leucosolenida; Sycettidae. The transcript has 15 exons.
GAACCGCCUCGGAUAUUUUUACUUUGCAGCCUACAUGGAUAGGCGACGAAUAUGACUGGGGAGUUGGGAUUACAUGUAGUAGUUUGACGGCAAGCAUUCCGUUGCCUUCACUUGUAGUUGAGCUGCUUUGUGCUAUUCUUUCACAAACCGCCAAGGAAGACAACUGGUGUGAACUGCUAGCUAUUAGUAGCUCUUCUUUGCGCGGCAACAUCAUCAAGACUUAGUAAGCCUCUGCCUAGACUGUACUGACUGCGUCUGUGGUCACCGAUCAACUAACUAUUACUUUCCCAGGCCUGGGCUUUCCCGCGUCCCGGCCUCAAACUAGUCAAAACUACCGAGCGCUCCAGUGCAGUACAAGCGAGCACAGGAAAUUAUAUGGUUUCCGAGCGGACGUAUCUACCGAGCCCCGGGGCCCCGUGCCAACUAUAUCAGUACUCCUGGCUAUUUAGCCUGUAGCGCAUGCAGAGUUAGACGGGCACAGACUCAGAUCUCCAACGCCCAACGGCCCAACUGCCACAGCGCCAACAGCUUCUGGAACGUCCUUUAUUUCAAACGUUUCUGAAAUCUGCUAUUUGUCAGUAGUUGUGUGUAGCCACCAUUCGUCCGCGUGUAGUUUUGUGGGCGUGAGCGACCGGUCGACCAUUCCGCUUUCGGCACCGCCCUGGAUCGAGAGGAAUGAGUCGCGGGGCGGCCAAGAAAGUCCUGAGAAGGACAUGGCGGACUCGCGGCAUUCGCCUGAACGCUGAUACGCCGCUGAAUGAUGUAGAGAUCACCAAUGUGGUGCUGGGGUCCGGGUCGUUUGGAGCGGAAGACGUACGCGUGGCCCGAUGGUGCGGGGCCAAGGUAGCGGCCAAGACGCUCCAGCGGACCACGGAAGAGGGACGGAGAGGCUCGAGUUCGGCCGAAGAAUCAACGCUGGACUUGCGCUCGUUCUCGACGCACCAGCGACGCGUGCUGCAGGAGUGCCAUCUGAUGGGACAGCUCCGUCACCCGAACAUCGCCCAGGUCUAUGGGGUGUUCAUCCGACCAGAUGGUAAUCCGGUGAUUAUCAGCGAACUGCUCGGCGAGAGCAUGCAGCAGCGACUGGCGUUCGGCACGCGCCUGACGUACCGUGACGUGGUGGACGUGGCGCUAGAUGUUCUGCAGGCCAUGCGCUACCUACACACGCUGGCACACCCUCUACUGCACGGCAGCAUCUGCACGAGCAACGUCCUGUUCUCGCUCGGCGGCAGCGUGAAGCUCACGGACAGCAACCUGGCGCUGGCACGCCUGCACUCGGCCAGUCACUCGCACAUGGAGACGAUGCCGGAGCAGCACGUGCUGACCUCCACACCCACCUCUGCUCUGUCCCUAGGCAGUGGCAUGGACGGCGGUGGCGGUGGUGCUACGGCGGAUGGUGUGGCGCCGCGCAGCGCCAGCGCCCGGCUCUACCUGCCGCUGGAUGCGCUGGACCACGACUGCUACGACCUGGGCAUUGACACGUACAGCUUUGGCGUGCUAAUCAUGGCCAUGGUGCUGCACAGGGAACCCAACGUGGACGAAGUCACCAGGCCGAGCGGUGGCGGCGGGGAUCGCCAGCGCAAGCUGUCCAACGUCAACGUGGAGCGCUCUCGCCGCGCCACCGAUCUCAAGGCGCUGUCGGCAGCGUCGCCGCAGUUCAUGGACCUGGUGGACCGGUGCAUGGACGCCAUGACACUGGACCCGGCUGAUAAAACCGACGCUGCAAGUGCAGGUGCAGGCUCUGGUGGUGGCGCUGGCAACAGCGAGGAAAGCCAGGACGUGGUGGACUGCGGCCUGGAGCGCGCCGUCUCCAGAGAGCUGUUCGGCCUGGUGGAGGCGCUGCGCAGGCGCGACGACUAUGUGCGCUGGCCGUCGACGCGGUGCUCGCCGUUUGCACGCGGCCUCCAGGAGCAGGCGGACCUGGCGCUGGCCGUGCGCGGCCUGGAGCGACAAGUCCAGGAGACGGUGGACGCCGCGACGGCCACGCUCGCCGACCAGGAGAAGCAGCUGGAGCGGCAGGUCGGCGAGCUGGCCAAUAUGCACCAGCAGGAGAGGCGACGGCACACGGCGCGUAUAAAACAGCUCGAGGCCAAGCUGAGCGCGUUUCAACGCGAGGCGGCCAGCAAUGGCAGCGGUGAACUGUCGAUCCACCGUGAAGGCAGCGAGUCCGGCGACAGUGGUGAUGUCCGCUCUCAGUCCGCCAUCUCCAGGAGUAUGUCGUCACCACCGCCGCCGCCAACACAGUCCAUACCACGCUCUGCGUCAAUGCAGCAGCAGCAACACAAGUUCUCCUUUCAGGCAAGUCCCAACUACAACCGUCGUCACUCGGAUGAUAGUGUGGCGACCAGGGACACCUUGUCCCCGCGGAACGACGACGGAUCGCAAGAAGAGACCGACUAUGAUGGGCCCGGUCACAUUUGUGAGGUGCACAUCCGGGUGCCGAGUGGCGGUUUGACUACUGUGCAGAUUGAUAACCGCGACACUAUCGGAGAAAUCGUCCAGGGCCUCUGUGAUGAGCAUGGAAUUGCUGACUUUGAAGAGUAUUCCCUGCUCCUGGAGGACGAGGAUGCUUUCUACGAGAAGGCAAAGAAGGAGUCUGAGAAAUCGCGGAAGACGUUCCGUGGCGAGAAGAAGCUGGAGAGUAUUCGACGUCGAUGGCGUGGCAAUGAUGUCUCCUGCUUGAACUGGCUUCAGCAUGACAAAACGCUACAGGAACAAGGCAUUGAUACGGCUUCGCAAGUUCUCACUCUGAAGAAGCACACGCUGACGCCGGGACCUGAAGUUCGCAUCGGCGCCGUUAGUGAGUUUGAUGCUGAGUACAAGGAGUGCAAAGCGGCGAUUCUUGAUAGCUCUUGCCCUUGCCCGGUGGAGGAAGCUUGUACUCUGGCUGCCCUGCAGUGUCAUGUCCAGUUUGGAGCAUUCGCGGAGUCCAACAAGACCAAGAUGAAAGCUAUCCAGGAGGAGAUCAAGGAUUUCCUACCCAGGGACUAUCAGAAGAACAAACAGGCGCUGCGGCGCGUACUCUCGAAAUACACCGAGAACAGCGUGUUGAUGUCGCAGGCAAUAGCGCAGAGUAGAUAUAUCGCAAUGUGCAAGAAUCUCCCGGCUUACGGCUCUACCGUGUUUGUUGUCAAGGCGGCUGUGAAGAACAAGAGCAAGCUCGCACCGUCAAUCUUGGCCAUAACGAAGGAGAAUGUCCUCAAGCUGGAUGAGAAGAACAAGGAGGUUCAGCACCUGUGGCCGAUUAAGAACGUCCGCCGGUGGGUCAGCACCACGGAGAUGGUUCAGAUUGACAUCGGCGAGACAGAGCCGGUUUCGUUCAUGACACACGACGGACAGGCCAUCGCCAAUCUCAUCUCCAUGUACAAGGGCAUUCGAACGCGAAAGUCGCAGAGCCGAGAAGCGAACUACGAUGGCGGCGAUCCAGUGUACGAAGAAGUUUCGCUCAAGCCGAUGCCAUCACAACCAGCGCCACCACCGACGCAGCAGCAGCAGCGACAUCACGUCAGUGUCACCCGCUCCGAGUCCACGUUCCUGCGACACUCGCCGCGCCUGAUACCGAAACGUGUCUCGGCCGAGGCCCCGGCGAGCGUGUCGCUGUCCACAAGCACUGGCCAAAACUCACCGCUGAUUGAUCCGCGCCCACGCCCGCCUGUCAAAUCACCUCCACCUACCUAUGAUAUUCUCGAACCCGGUGAGUACAGUGCCACGCCGCCCAGCUACGAAGCUAGCGAGUACCUUGAAGCCAGCGACGUUCUGAUCGCAAGGAACGGAGAGCAGCAACUAGUCAACACUGGUGGUGCGGUGGCCGCCAAUGAUGUUGUCAAUCAUUCUUCUGAGCACGUGGAGGCUGCGUCCGUUGCCGUCGGCAACGCCAAUGGUGGUGAUCCUAGCCAGACAGUGUGACGUGGAGGAAACCCGUCGUAUGUGAAGGAAACUGAGCCGAGCUGUGGAAAUUGAGUUGUUCACGUCUACCGUCGGCCUGACAUCCAUACAACAGCAAUCUCCAGUGUGGCAGUUGAGAGCGUUGAACAGCUUGUGUCCCGCGCUGUGUGUCUGAUGUAUAGUGGUGCUCGCGAUGCCGCAAUGAGGAUCAGGGCAGAGCAUGUUCGACGUCUUGACUAUCGAGUCAAUGCAUUGCAAGCCGCAACCGCGAAUAUCUACAGCGGACGGUGUACAGUGAUGGCAAGCGGGUCAAUGUCGCACGCCGGGGUGCGCACUGUGUCGUGUUCCUCUCAGUACCGGGGAGUAGCAGAAUACCGGUAUUUUACUACUCUCUGCUCAGUACACUUCAGUACACGUACUGUUCAUCGUUGUCAGUGGCGAUAACCAUGGCGAUGCCACACCCGCACGACAGGGACUUGAGAUUGACGCAUUGGUCUUGAAUUCACCUUUAUUCUAUCCUGUGUUCUGUAUAAAUUUGUAUGUUGGAGGGGAUGUAGUGGCGCUGACUGCGAUUCAUGUCAUGUAUCCCAAGCAUCACGUCCACUCCGCUGUGAAUCGCUGAGCUCCCCUUUGGCGCUUUGUUCAGUUUCUGUCGUUCUGAUCAUUAUUACGAUUGCAUGUGUCUCGUUUGCUUUCAGGCCUUCGCGCCGCGCGCAUGAUGUGUACUUAGGGUAUUUAGAGAGAUGUCCAGACCAGUUCAUGGUCUUGUCGACACUUGACAAGGAUAUCCAAUUACCCAUCGACGGGUACCCAUGCAGAACAGAGGCCAGUCUGUUGACAUGUCUUGGAUUUUCCAAUCAGCCAGACACACUGGUGAUUUUGCAGGCACCUGUUAGCCUCAAUAGUGUACAAUGGUAGAUGCGCCCAGCGAGCGGCUGUUCACGAUCACAGCUGCCAUUCCA